Eimeria mitis is the source of this 759-nucleotide messenger RNA. RefSeq lists its product as uncharacterized. The record is from RefSeq and is a predicted model, not a curated record. Bases 1 to 759 code for a protein of 252 amino acids. NCBI's taxonomy places the organism in Eukaryota, Apicomplexa, Conoidasida, Eucoccidiorida, Eimeriidae. The transcript is spliced from 2 exons.
AUGGCCGAGCGGACAAAGGGCACGGAAGGUGCAGCAGGAGGGCAACAGCCUGUGCAUGAGAAACCUGAAUCCACAGCAGCAGCAGCGCAGCCAGCAGCAGCAGCAGCAGCCUCAACAGCAACAGCAGCACCAUCACCGGCAGCAGCAUCAGGGACUGGACAAGGGCCGGAGGGUUCUGGAGGGCAACAGCCUGUGCAUGAGAAACCUGAAUCCACAGCAGCAGCAGCGCAGCCAGCAGCAGGAGCAGCAGCCUCAACAGCAACAGCAGCGCCAUCACCGGCAGCAGCAUCAGGGACUGGAAAAGGGCCGGAGGGUUCUGGUAUAGAGAGCAUUUCGAAGGAGCCCUAUGAAAAAGGGAUGGGGAAGCUGUACACCGAAGGGCAGCAUAUAGUGCAGAUGUUGCAGGAGAGUUUGCGCGCCUCUCGUGGGCUGAAAUCAGCAGAGGAUAUCUCAGCUAAACUGCGUGGAGAGAUCGUCAAGGACGUAGAAGCUUUGAGAGAUACCUUGCAUAAGGAGCAUCAGAAUCUGACGCUCCUUAGGAAAUAUGAACGGGAGCAAGACGCACUGCUGAAGGCACAGCUAGGAUAUUUGAUGCCCUCAGGAAUCGAAGAAACUGCAGAGGGAGAAGAAGAAGCAGCAGAACCAAAGGCAGAAGAAGCCCACGCAGUCACGAGUGCAUACACCUCAGAGGCCGCACAGUUGCCAGAUGUGUCCCUGCUUGUUGCUUUCUUUUCCCUUUUUCUUGUAUUAGGCCUUUAA